CAUAAUCAUAUAAGGCGAUAUUGAUCUCUCCCUUAACUUAAUCAUCUUCGCAUAAGCCUUGGAUUUAUUCCCACAGGCCAUAUCUCACUUAACUUCAUUACCAUUUGAACUACUCCUCUCCAUCGCAGAAUUCCUACCAAGUGAAAAAGACCUGGCGGCAUUUUUACAAACAAAUUAAACAACAUACGCCGUGCUCCAAAACUAUCUGUACCAAAAUAACAUCUACUUCCAUGGGACCAGCGCCCUCCUUUGGGCCGCCAAACACGGCCACGCCGGUCUAGCAACCAAGCUCCUCGAAGCUGGCGCGAGUAUCGGAGAAUUUUCGGGCCCCAUACCAGACCACAAUCCAGGUAACAUACGAGACGUGGCACCCGGAAAUCCUCUUGUACUCGCCACUGAGGGCAAUCAUAUUGAGACCCUACAGGCGCUACUUACUGAAAAGCGACCGGACCAGGCAUGAAAACCUGGUCAGCUGCGCGGGGCUCUUUGUGGAGCGUUCAAUUCUCACAGCCGUGAGGCCGUUGAAUUAUUAAUACAGCAUGGCGCACCUUUGGAUUCGGUCGAUGGGCGGUUCCCCGAGGACCAUUCUGUAUUAGGCGAAGCCAUCAUAUCGUGCUUCCUGUCUAUUAUCCCCGUUCUUCUUAAGACCGGCGCCAAGCCUGGAGACAAGGAGACGCCGACUCCCCUUGAGCGCGCUAUCAGCACUGAUCAGCCGGAAAUGGUUCAGAUUCUGGUCGAGGCUGGGUACCGCCUCGCGGAUGAUUAUAGUCUUUGUACCAUAGCCGAGCAGGGAAAUAAAGCUCCAAUGGAGAUAGUUAUCGAUCUUGGAUUAGACGUUGAGAUGUGCUGGCAAGGGGCGUUAUUCGUUGCCAUCAUACACGGCCAGCGCGAGAUGGUUGAGUUAUUGAUCGAAAAGGGUGCAAACCCACAUUUGACGCAUGAUGUAUUCACGCGGGAUUAUGAAUGUUGGCGCUACAAUACCAUCGGCUUUGCGGUGCUGUUUAAACAACUGGAAAUUCUGAGGUUGUUACUUGACAUGAGUGUCCGCCCUGAAAAAGAAGACCUCAUGUUGGCCCGUGAUGAGAGAUUCGAGGAGGCGGUGGCUCUUUUGAAGGGGUACUCGUUCGAUGACGUGCCUGAGAAGCAGCAUAUAUCUGAAUUCCUCGAUUAAAAGCUUCGUGAGAGACGUGAAACGGAUCUUGAGUUUCAGAACCUGAAGAUAAUCACACCCCUUGUGGACCCCUACUGGACACAUGGCCAAGAGAACCAUGGCUAUUGUGCGAGACUCUAUAUGCUAGGCGAGGCUCUGGAUGACGUUGUUCCAGAUACUGUCACUAUUGAAGCUGUUGCUGGGCAGAGAAGGACUAUGAGGAACCUCGGCUUCGAAUAAGCUGAAUUAUUAGAGUGAAAGUCCGCUGCGGAGUUGUGGAGAGAAUCUUACCCUGUACUUUAUUAUGGGAAAUGGCGUUAUUAAUAUGACUCGAUAAGUGUUUCUCUUGUUGUGUAUCCUUCUGUUCUAGAGGGGUCGGCUGAGCGGUUGGUCUUAAGGUAGGGAAUUCAGGUCAUUCCUGGAUAUUUGAUAUGCGUGCACACCACCGUAUUAAUACAUAUAUGAGUACAAUUGGAAUCUCUCCUUUUA
Molecule: messenger RNA, 1639 nt
Organism: Aspergillus alliaceus
Lineage: Eukaryota; Fungi; Ascomycota; Eurotiomycetes; Eurotiales; Aspergillaceae
Exons: 1
Coding region: 719-1171 (150 amino acids)
Molecular function (GO): protein binding
Source: RefSeq, a predicted model, not a curated record